Molecule: messenger RNA, 2781 nt
Organism: Loxodonta africana (African savanna elephant)
Lineage: Eukaryota; Metazoa; Chordata; Mammalia; Proboscidea; Elephantidae
Gene: FLT3LG
Product: fms related receptor tyrosine kinase 3 ligand
Exons: 7
Coding region: 614-1573 (319 amino acids)
Biological process (GO): positive regulation of cell population proliferation
Cellular component (GO): cell surface; membrane
Molecular function (GO): receptor tyrosine kinase binding; cytokine activity
Source: RefSeq, a predicted model, not a curated record
ACUCCAGUAGGUCUGACUCAGGUACAACAUAGUGUUUGUGAAAUACAUAAAGGGUACUGUGCUCCUGGUCUCGUAUGCGUUGGCUCCAGCGCAGACAGAUCCGGGUUCAAGCCCCAGCUCGCCGCCUUCAGACAUCCCCCCAGCCAAUCCACCCAGCCCUUGUCUCAAGAACCAGAGUCCCACGAAGGCACCAUCUGCAGUGCCAACUUCUGCCACCAGGUGGCGCCCUCCCCCUCGGCACAGAUUCCACCCCAGUUCACUUUCUCCCCCAAAAAGUUUCCUUUCACUUUCGAUCUCUGGCUGUCACCCGGCCUGGACCCUUCCACACCCAGCUGGGGAAGCCUGGUGCGUGGGGAGAACUGGGCUCUGAGUCCCCGAGGGGCGGGACUGGGCUCCUCCUCUAGCUGAAGCACGAGGUGGGGGGUCGGGUUCCUGGGUCCCUGGGCCCCUGACCCGAAGGGGGGUUCCGGGGGCCGGACGUCAGGGUUCUUGGAAGGGGAGAUGAGGAGUUUUCAUCGUAACUGGGGCUCACGCAGGAAGCCAGCGGGAGCAGGAGGCGGAAACUUAGCCACAUCAAGGGGGCAGGGAGGUGGAGGGGCGGGUGAGGCAGGGGAUGCAGGGUGCGGGUCCGCCACUGGCUCUUCUGUCCCUUUCAAGAGCUGGCCACAGGCAUGAGGGGCCCCGGGCCGAGAUGACAGUGCUGGCGCCAGCCUGGAGCCCCACGACCUCCCUGCUGCUGCUGCUACUGCUGAGCCCCGGCCUCGGCGGGACCCCCGACUGCACCUUCCCCCAAAGCCCCAUCUCUUCCAACUUCGCUGCCGCCUUCGGCAAGCUGUCUGACUACCUGCUUCAAGACUAUCCAGUCACUGUUGCCUCCAACCUGCAGGACGACGAGCUCUGCGGAGCACUCUGGCGGCUGGUCCUGGCCCAGCGCUGGAUGAUACGCCUCAAGACAGUGGCCGGGUCCCAGAUGCAAGAGUUGCUGGAGGCUGUGGACACUGAAAUACACUUUGUGACCUCAUGUGCCUUCCAGCCCCUCCCCAGCUGUCUUCGCUUCGUCCAGACCAACAUCUCCCACCUCCUGCAGGACACCUCCGCGCAGCUGGCCACUCUGAAGCCCCAGAUCAAGACCCGAAAUUUCUCCCAGUGCCUGGAGCUGCAAUGUCAGCCGGAGCCCUCCACACUGCUGCCCCCACAGAGUCCUGGGGCUCUGGGAGCCACAGCCUUGGGAGCCACAGCCCUGCCAGCCGGUCAGCACCCUUUGCUGUUCCUCUUGCUACUGCUGCCCCUUGUCCUGCUCCUGCUGCUGGCUCCUGCCUGGCACCUACACUGGCGAAGAAGAUGGCAGAGAGCGCCCUGCCCCAGGGAGCAGAGCAGGACAGUGAGGCCCAGAGAGGGGAGUCGUCUGCCAGAGGACACACAGCCAGGACAUGGCGAAAGUCAGCGAGAAGUUGGUCCCUUCCUCAGCGCCCCGCCCCUCUCGAUUUCUCCCCAGGAUGGAGGCAACACCAGAAUCCAGUCUCAGCCCCAAGCCCACCAGGAAGCCCUCUGUACAAAGCCCUCAUCGUUAUGAAAUUGUAUAUAAAUCAUCCUUUUCUACCAGCUUUGGCGAGGCCUGUCAGUGGAUGGGACAGGGUGGGGAUGGGGUUAGUUUGGGCUUCAGAGCCUUAGUUUUACAGUCAAUGCCAUGCUUCAUUCAACACAUGUCUUCUGAGGCCUCUGGGGGCCUAAGGCCAGUGCUGGGUCCCAGACAAGAGUCAAAACCAGCUUUGCCCAUGGAGAAGACACAGAUCCGGAGAGCUACAGCGCAACACGACAUAUGCUUUAAUGGAGGUAGCACAGGCAUUGUGAGAGCCCCAAGGAGACACCCGAACCGGUCUAGGAGAGGCAGGGGGACUUUCUGGAGGAGAGGACUCUUGACCUGGAGGAGUGGGAGUUUUUGAGGGAAGGGGUUGCCGGCAAAGAGAACAGCACGUACAAAGCCUGGAGGAAAAAAGGAGGGCAUAGGACAAUGUGGCUGGAACGGAGUGACCAGGGGGUGGUGAAGGGGGGAGGAGUGGACAGUGGCAGAAGAGGCAGGUCAGCAGGGGCCAAAUAACAAGCGCUGCAGACUUGGAAUUUGUCCGGGGGUACUAGGGAAGCUGGGAGAGCUGACUGCAGAACCAGGACCCUGGGGGGCACCGCCAGGAGGGGGAGCAAUACUUAGGUACUGGGGCAGCCAAAGGGAGCUGGGAUUAUGGCAAGUCAGAUUUUGGAAGGUGGGGUGGAGGCGAGGCCAUCUCAGGAAACAGACUCAGCCCAAGUCCAGUCCAGAAAGUGAGAAGCUCUUCAGAGAACACUCAGACGCUUGCUGCACUGCAGCCCAGGCACCUGAAAUUCAUUGCGUCCUACACUCUAGGAAUUCAAAGGGGAGAUCACCUCCACCUGUCCUACAGAUGGAAACACUAAGGGGCAAGACGGGUUUGUCCAGGUCUCAAUGAGGCCGAUCAGGCACCGGAAUCCUGACCUGGAAACUAGACUGAGCGAAGAAGGGCGAUCCUGAUCGCCACCUGCAGGCCACCAUGUACCCCGCAGCCCUCAGUCGCCAGAAUGGGUAAUGGUGCUUCCCCUCCCAAACAAGGCAAGCAGCUCAUGUGGAGGGGUGGGGAGGUUAGCAGCCCCUCGAGAACAUGGCCGCCCCAGCAGAGCUGCCUCCACACCCCACGUAACCUCUCGCCCCGCACGCCCAUGGCCGCUGAGGUCCGAUCGGAACACUAACCGGAUCGGACAAGCAGGAGACUU